AUGGUUAUAUCUCAGAGUGAUCAAGUAGUUCAUACGCAAGUCUAUGUGAAGUCUGACAAGCGGACUGUGUUCUGUUCUUUUGUUUAUGUGCAUAAUUAUUAUAUUGACCGAAGGGUUUUAUGGCAUGAUUUGAUUCGGCAUAAGGUUUUUGUUCAAGAUAAACCUUGGGUUUUACUUGGGGAUUUUAAUGCUGCGCUUUUUCUUGUGGAUAAAGAUGUUGGUAGUUCACGUAUUGACACAACUAUGAGAGAUUUUAAAGAAUGUGUGGAUGAGAUUGAGGUCACUGAUGUGAAUAGAAUUGGAGCUCAUGCUUUGUUUCAGCCAUAUCGAACGUCUGAUCAUGCUCCGGUUGUGCUUUGUUUUCCUUUGGUGUCGAAAUUUAAACCUAAGCCUUUUAAGUUUGCUAAUGUCUUAGUGCAUCAUGAUAACUUUAAGCAGGUGGUUAUGGAGUUAUGGAGUAAUGAAGUUCAAGGAUAUCAUAUGUUUAAGGUUGUUAAGAAGCUCAAGGCUUUAAAGCAACCUUUGCGUAAAUUGUUGUUUAGUAAAGGUAAUUUGCAUUCUAAAGUGGAGAACCUGCGUUUUGAGCUUGACGAGGUUCAAAAGGCUAUAGAUAGAGAUCCCUCUAAUCAUGAUCUUAGGGAUGAAGACGCGGCCUAUUUGAAAGCUUAUAAUGAUGUUUUUUUAGAUGAACAAUGGUUCUUGAAGCAAAAGGCCAAGGUUAAUUGGCUGCGGGUAGGUGAUUCUAAUUUGGCUUAUUUCCACAAGGUCGUUAAAGCAAGGAAGGCUAGAAAUCGAAUUGAUUCGGUUAUUGAUUCUUCUGGUAACCGAGUUGAUGGGGAUGCUGUUGGGCCUGCAUUUGUAGCUCAUUACAAAAUGUUUCUUGGAACUCCUGGCAUAGUGUCUCGGCUCAAUUCUAAUGGUCUAUUUUGUAAGAAACUCACUAACGAUAAGGUAAGUGCUUUGGGGAGACCAAUUUCAAAUGAAGAGGUUAAAUUGGCAAUCUUUGAAAUGGGUGAUGAUAAGGCUCUGGGUCCAGAUGGUUUCUUUGCGGCGUUUUUUAAAAACUCUUGGGACAUAGUUGGGCCAAAUGUUAUUGAUGCUCUCAAAGAUUUUUUCUUGAGCGGACGACUACUAAAGGAGAUCAUCGCUAAUCAGAUUAACGAUUGUUUACAUAAGUUAGUGGGUUCGAAUCCAUCAGCUUUAAUACCGGGAAGGAGUAUUUCAGAUAACAUUUUAUUGACCCAAGAACUAUUGCAUAAUUAUCAUUUGGAUAGAGGCACUCCGAGAUGUGCUUUUAAGGUUGAUAUUCAAAAAGCAUAUGACAUGGUUGAUUGGAGGUUCUUAAAGAGAAUUUUGAUAGAGUUCGGUUUUAAUUCUACUAUGGUUCAUUGGAUUAUUACAUGUGUGGCUACUACAUCUUUCUCUUUGUGUAUUAAUGGAUCUCUUCAUGGUUUCUUUUCCGGUAAAAGGGGUUUGAGACAAGUGGAUCCUCUUUCUCCAUAUCUAUUUACCCUGGUUAUGGAGGUCUUGACACUUAUGUUGAAAAGGAGGAUUCGUGAAUCAGGUGGGUUCACAUUUCAUCCCAAAUGUGAUGGACUAGACAUCAUUAAUUUGUGCUUUGCAGAUGAUCAGUGA
Erigeron canadensis is the source of this 1635-nucleotide messenger RNA. RefSeq lists its product as uncharacterized. The transcript has 3 exons. The coding region runs from base 1 to 1635 and encodes 544 amino acids. The record is from RefSeq and is a predicted model, not a curated record. NCBI's taxonomy places the organism in Eukaryota, Viridiplantae, Streptophyta, Magnoliopsida, Asterales, Asteraceae.